AAUUUUCUAAUGAAAAUUAUUUUACUCUAGUAAAAAAAAAAAAACAAUAGUGUUUGACUAUAAGAAUUAUUUUACUUUUGGUAAAAAUAAUUUUUUUACAAAAUUUCAAAAAUAAUUUUAAUUUAUUUAUAUUCAUGAUCAAGCACAACGUCAAUUAUAAUUUUCAACUCUAAAAAAUUGUUAUUUUUAUGAUCAAACAAAAGUAUCAUAUAAUAAUCGAGAAAAAUUAUUUAGUAUUUUAAUGACAUCAAAAUAUAUCAUAAUAAAAGUUACAUUGAAUAUAUUAUUGUUAUUGUAAGUAAUAAUAUCUUAAACUCAACGUGGCAAUUGGUCUUUGAAUUAAAAGAGAAGUUUAUAUAGUCCAAAAUAGUUCACAGACUUGUACUAUCUACAGGGUCUGUGUUUUGGUUUUUAGAAAAAUAUUAUUCACAAGAAUUCCAACAAUCUCUACAUUGCAUCUGUCACCCAUUUCCACAAACUCUCUAAGUACUUGCCUUUCUCUUUCUUAGCUUCAACUUCUAUUGGUUAUACUUUUUAUGUUAAAAAUCAUUAUGUAUUUUAUUGGAUAAAUCAUAAAAAGAAGUAACUUAUGUAGAUAUCUUUACUUGUUUAGAUUACAAUAUUGUUGAAAGAUCAGAUUUUUAACUUUCUUGAAAAUGUUGUUUCUGUCUAUGUUGCUCGGACUCUCCAAAAAUGUUGUUUCUGUCUAUGUUGUUCGGACUCUCCAAAGAUCAUAAAAUGUUGUUUCUGUCUAUGUUGCUCGGAUCCUCCAAAAAUACACUAUGGUUGGAGGAUCCAUACGCAGUCAUCAAUAUUUUUGAGGAGUCCGAGCAAUAGAGGUUUCUGUUCUUUAGUGCAGCAGCUGGAUCUUUAAUGCUAUUUUCUUGGAUGAAUCUUGAAAUAUCAUAAACACAAUCCAUGAUUGUGUGCAGCCUAGGUAGUUUCAAUUUAGUUUGUGAGUUGGAAUUUGUAAAGGAUUUGUCUUUUUGAUGAUUUUAAAGUCAUAAAAGUACAAGGUCAACAGUGGAGGAAAGGAAACUAGAGGUCUUGAAUUUGAUACUUGUUGACUAGAAACAAAUAUGGAUUUGAAUCUGGAUCUGGAUCGUGGGCAAGUCACACUGAUAGGAUCCACUAUAUGUCUUAUGCUGUCUUUGCAUUUCAGCAUACAGCUAGUGACAGAACAUUUUACGUCAUGGAAGAAACCUAAAGAGCAAAAGGCCAUAAUUAUUAUCGUCCUCAUGGCACCCUUGUAUGCUAUUGUCUCCUUCAUUGGGUUGAUCGAUUUCAUGGGAAGCAAACCCUUUUUCACUUUCUUGGAAUCUGUCAAAGAAUGUUAUGAAGCAGUUGUGAUGGCUAAGUUCCUGGGGUUGAUGUACACUUACUUGAACAUAUCCAUAAGCAAAAACAUAGUCCCUGAUGAAAUUAAGGGAAGGCAGAUUCACCACUCAUUCCCAAUGACACUCUUCCAGCCUCACACUGCUCAUUUGAACCAUCAUACGUUGAAGCUUCUCAAGAACUGGACGUGGCAGUUUGUUGUGCUUCGCCCUGUAUGCUCCAUCUUAAUGAUUGUUUUACAGAUGCUUGGAGUGUACCCUAGUUGGGUUAGCUGGAUCUUUACCAUCAUUUUAAACAUAUCCGUUUCACUGGCUUUGUACUCUCUUGUGGUUUUCUAUCACGUGUUUGCAAAAGAGUUGGCACCUCACAAGCCUCUAGCCAAGUUCCUGUGUGUCAAAGGAAUUGUCUUUUUCGUUUUCUGGCAGGGUAUUCUGCUUAACAUUCUGGUAGCUCUAGGCAUAAUCAAAUCUCACCAUUUCUGGCUUGAAGUCGAGCGCAUUCAGGAAGCUAUUCAGAAUGUAAUGGUGAUUGUGGAGAUGGUUUUCUUCGCUAUCUUAAUGCGCCAUGCAUACAGUGCAGCGCCAUAUCGCCAAGAAGCUGUUACAAGUUCAGGAGAUAAAAAGAAAGAGUGAUUAUGCAACAUGUAUCAUUGCGAAAAAUUAUCUUCAAAAAUCAAUCACUUCUUCCUAUUACUUGUAUGUUAAUGUUGGACUUGCUUGUUAUGUAUACUAGUUUCUUAUUAAAUAAUUAUGUAUCCUUAAUGGCAGGGGCGGAGCUACCCUUUGCCGAGGGGUUUCAUCCAAACCCCCUUCGGCGAAAAAUUAUGCUAUAUAUGCAUGGUUAAAAUUAUUUUUUAUGUAUA
This is a messenger RNA of Capsicum annuum, 2197 nucleotides long. RefSeq names its product transmembrane protein 184C. Lineage: Eukaryota; Viridiplantae; Streptophyta; Magnoliopsida; Solanales; Solanaceae. Gene Ontology annotation, molecular function: transporter activity. Gene Ontology annotation, biological process: transport. Bases 1080 to 1967 code for a protein of 295 amino acids. The record is from RefSeq and is a predicted model, not a curated record. The transcript is spliced from 5 exons.